Messenger RNA from Populus euphratica (Euphrates poplar), 546 nucleotides. RefSeq lists its product as uncharacterized. The transcript has a single exon. Lineage: Eukaryota; Viridiplantae; Streptophyta; Magnoliopsida; Malpighiales; Salicaceae. Bases 1 to 546 code for a protein of 181 amino acids. The record is from RefSeq and is a predicted model, not a curated record.
AUGGUGACUCGUCCUCGCAUCAAUGGGGGUUUGGGUGUGAGGGAAACAAGGUUUAGAAACAUAUCUCUGCUAGGAAAAUUGAUAUGGCAUCUCCUGAAUAGCCCUGGUAAAUUAUGGGUGCGAAUGCUACCCAAGAAAUAUAUGAAGAAUAAGUUGUUGGUUCAGCUUCAGAACUAUUCUAAUUCCAGUUCUUACAGCUGGAAAUCCAUCAUUCGGGCUCUUAAACAUUUGAGGGAGGGAUUCAUAAUAAGGCUUGGUACUGGAGAUGUGUCGAUCUGGUAUGAUAAAUGGCUGGAGUUUGGGAGCUUAGCGUUGAUUCUUCCUGUAGUGAAUAUUGGUGAGAUAGAUAUAUUGGUGAAGGAUAUUGGGGUUGAUGGGAAAUGGAACUUGGAGUCACUAUCUAAGAUAAUUUCUAGUGACAUUCAUUUUGGAAUCUUAGUUAUCCCAAUUCGUGUAGAGCAAGAUCUAAAGGACUGUGUGGUCUGGGAAAAUUCAAUUGCUGGCACUUUAUACUCCUCAUCUUGGGUAUACAUGGCUUCUAAAUAG